AGGAUCAUUUAUCAAACAAAUAAUCUAUGGUCCUAGUUUAUUCUACAUAACCUAUAAUCGUCGAGCCAGAUAAGUCUUGUUCGAUGUCAUCCUAUAUUUUGUUUUCAUUGUGAAUUGAUUUAUGCAGUAGACAGUCGAUAUGGCUGAAUUGUUAUUGGAUCCAAAUAUUCGAGGAUGGGUGUUCCUUCCCAUAGUAGUAAUCACGUUUCUCGUCGGUAUAAUCCGCCACUAUGUUUCAAUACUGCUCGCCUCCCAAAAGAAAGUUGAACUUCAUCAAGUCCAAGACAGCCAAGUCAUGAUACGCUCCAGACUGCUUAGGGAGAAUGGACAGUACAUACCAAAAGUAGCUUUUAUGACUAGGAGACACUUUUUCAAUAACGAAGAGACUGGGUAUUUUAAGACUCAAAAACGCGCUCCUGUCUCGCAAAAUCCCAUGACUGAUCCAAAUAUGAUGACUGACAUGUUGAAGGGAAAUGUAACCAAUGUUUUGCCUAUGGUGCUGAUUGGUGGCUGGAUAAAUUGGAUGUUCUCUGGAUUUGUAACAACUAAAGUACCAUUUCCAUUGACAUUGCGUUUUAAGCCAAUGUUGCAACGGGGUAUAGAAUUAGUUACACUGGACGCUGCGUGGGUUUCUUCAGCUUCGUGGUAUUUUCUCAAUGUAUUUGGGCUAAGAUCUAUUUAUACGCUUGUGCUUGGUGAGAAUAAUGCUGCAGACACCACAAGACUUGUACAAGAUCAAGUAUCAGGCGCAGCAAUGUCCAUGCCACCUGAUCCAAAAGCAGCUUUCAAGUCAGAAUGGGAAGCAUUGGAAAUCUGUGAACAUAAUUGGGCAUUACAGGGAGCAGAUGCAGAUCUUAUAGGUAUUCAGUCAAAAGCAGAUGCUGACAGUAUAUAUCAUUAAGACAAAGUAAAUUGAUGUUUAGCUAUAAAAUUACUUAUAUAAAUUCAUAAAAAAAUUUAUUUAUAUGUUAAGUAGGGACAUGUAACAUCCAUUUGUCUGAGGUACAAUAAUGUGGUUUUUAUUAAAUAAAACAAUAAAAUAUAA
Linepithema humile (Argentine ant) is the source of this 1045-nucleotide messenger RNA. It is a transcript of the gene EMC3, whose product is annotated as ER membrane protein complex subunit 3. Gene Ontology annotation, biological process: protein folding in endoplasmic reticulum. Lineage: Eukaryota; Metazoa; Arthropoda; Insecta; Hymenoptera; Formicidae. The record is from RefSeq and is a predicted model, not a curated record. Gene Ontology annotation, cellular component: membrane; EMC complex.